UUUUACGUUGUAAAACUGUCACAACAAAAACAACACAUUUGCUAACAGUAACCUUUAUUAAGAAUGAUUUGAACAAAAUGGACAAAGAUGAUAGUGGAAUCGACAGUGACAAUAAACCAUGUUCAAAUGAGUCUUGUCCUACGAAUCAGAUGUCUCCUGACAAUAGCCCUAUCAUUAACAAAGAAUCUGGGUCUUUAAAAAAGAAACCUGUGAUAGGUACCAGUGAACUUCAAAAGAAGAUAGAAAAACAGCGAGACAAAAAUAGAAGAAAAGACUUUAUAGAUGAACAACCAAAGAAAUCAUUUCUUCUUCCAAGGGACAGGCUGAAUAUUCCAGUGAAAUCCUCAAGUGCCAGUGCCAGAUCUGAGCAAGAGCUUCCCUUAGUUCUAUUGUCUGAUGACAGCGAGGAAGAUGAGUUUGCGGUGGGUGCCCCAAUGUCCCGUGAGGCUCAAAGGGAGAUCACUCAACAGCUGAUUAAGGAUGGCUACAACCUUGACCUUGAGCCGGACGAUGAAGACUUGGACCUGAUACCUCCCCGCCCCCUCCAUGAGCGCUGGGCAUGCUGCCCUGGCGCCACCUGGACAAAACCGCAAUGUGCGCUCAUGUGAUAUAGUCACCAUUUUUCCACAUUACUUGCUCCUAUUUUUAUUUUGCAAUGUGUUCUUAGUAGAUUGGGUCAAGAUUCCUCCUCAUAACUUCCUCCUUAUCUAUCUUAGCGUCUAUCUUACAAUGUGUGCUCAUGUGCAAGUGAUUGAAAUAAGGGUUUUUAUUACGCAGGCCUGAAUUUUUAUUUCAUUACAUAAUACCAAGGCCAAGCCUGCCUAAAUGAAACUGAAAAUUGGAAAACCACUGAAGUGUAAUGGUAGCCAUUCUCCCUGUAGGUACCUUUAGCUUUAAGAUUUACUAUUUGUAAAGUAGAUAUGCACCAAAGUACAUGAGCUCUUUGUUUCUUAUUGUCAUUCUCAUAAAAAUGCACAUGAUAUUCAAAAUGCUUUGACCAGUUUAACUUACCUGAAAUAUUUAUGUUAUUGUUCUUUUUAUGAUCCUGGUUACAUUGAUUGAUUUUACCAAUUACUAACAGUUAUACUGCCUUUACUUGCAUUAUUGGAAAUACUGGUACAUAAUUAUUCUUUUUUUUUUUAGUGUAUAACUGCUUUCCAUGAUUAUUAUGUAUGUUAAAAUGCGUUUAGUAAGGAUAACAGUGAAAUGUUUGCCGUAAUAUCAUUUUGCAUAUAAACAUUUAAACUUUUGUUGAAAUGAUUGAAACAGUGUUUGUUUCCUCAUCUGUGCUAACAAAAAUAUGUUCACGCUUUAUGUUGAUUUAUGGAAAAUGCAAUAUUCAAGUUAAAGCAAACAUGGGUUAUUCAGUAUAUUGUUAAAAAAAUUGUAGAGUAGUUACAUGUUGCAAUCUUAAUUCAGAGGUGUUAUGAGAAUCCACUGGCAUUGCCAUAUUUUUGUUCUUGCUCAUUUUUUAUUUGUGUUCUGAUAUAAUAUUUUUUACCGCUGUUUGACAAGCCAAAAAUACAUUCCAAAAGUCAAGUGGCUUUCUUUCGCAAUAUUUUUUAGGAAAUUACUGCUUUGUAAAAUUUGUAUUCUUUUGCAGUUUUUAUUUUGCUUAAAAUGUCAUUUUACCAUGUUAAUACAUUGUGCACCCACAAAGUGGGAAUCAUAAAGCAUUUCAUUUGUUAGUAUCUUAGUUUGAACAUUCCAAAACUUUGUUGAUUUGACACUUCGAUCUUUCAAAGAUUCUGGCCAACAUUAUAUUUAAUGUUUUGACAAAUCAUGGAUUUGAGUUUCUUUUGAGAAUAUAAUGUACACGUAUUUGUAGCGGAAAAUAUAACAGCUACUUGCCCCUUGUCAGAUUUGCAAAUGUCACUUGGUAUUUUUCUGUUCGGAAAGCAUGCAUGUAGAAGCUCGCCUGACCAAAAGUGGUCAUGGCAAGUGUUUGCGGUCAGAUGUCUGGCGUUAUGUGAUCAUCCCAUGACAUAAAAUCAAAUUAGUUAUGCCACAUGAUAAAACUUGGAGGGAGAAUGUUACUCUUGACAAUAUCUAGGCAGAGUUUGUAACUGGGUCAAAUGCAACCAAAAACUAGGUUAUCAGGUGACCUGAUGUGUUCAUGGUGAGCUUUUGUGAUCGCUGUUUGUCCCUCUAAAAGUCAUAUUUGUAGUUCAAUCUUUAAGAAUCUUGGUCAGAACAUUUGCUCUAAUGAUAUCUUGGGCUGCAAAGAGAACAGGGCCUUUUAUGCCCCCUUGUUUGUAUAUUUCUUGCACAAAAUUGUUUGUUAUUAAACAUUAAUUCAUUUGGCAGGGCAAAGCACUACCCCAACUCCAUAGACAAAUUAGCCAAUCUUAUUAAGAUUUUCAAAAUUCUAUCCGCAUGAUCAAAGAAGGCAACAAAGGUAGUUUCGACAAAUGCUAAAAAAACUUUGAAUAUUGUCAUCAUUUGUAUUGAACAAAGAGGAAAAUGUGUCCUAUCAGGUUUGUUAUAACAUUCUUUUGCCAGAAAAGUUAAGUUUGCAUUUUUUGUGAUUUCUUGUUAUGGGUCAAAUCUUGUUACCACUCUAGUUGUUUAAUAAUUCUAGAGUUAACAUGUUAUUGUGCAUAACUGAUAAAAGGUUAAGUGUAAUGAAUCAUUUUGAAAAUGUUUAACGUUAUUGUUAUAUGAAUUCCAUAAUUUUGUUUUUAAAUUGUUACAUUCCUGUGCUGUUAGAAUUCCAAUAUGCUUGUCUUUUUGUGCUCAGUAGUAAUUAGAUCUUGACUUCGAUCAUAAACAACACUAGUUUGUUUGUUAGCUCUCCUGAGUACCCAAAGUGAGUUAUUGUGAUCACCCUAUGUCCAUUUUUAACCUUGUUUCCACUCGUGAUUCCACAUUUUUUCUUCAGUCUUCACAUUUAGGCAAAAUUCAAAUCUAGUCAUGAGUGCCCGAAAACGUGGUCACCAGGUAAUCUUAGAAAGACCUUGCUAGUGUCAGUUGUUUUAGCUAGUUACCGCUCUAGAGGCCACAUUUUACAUCCAAUCUGGAUGAAACUUGAUCAGCUUGUUUAUCAAUGUAUGGAAAAGAUUAAGUCAAUUUUUGAAUCUGUGUCAUGUGCACCCAAAUGUAGGUCUCCAGUUCAAAUUAUUGAAAAACCUUGUAACGACCCUAAAAGCAACCAUUAUGACUCAAUCUUGAUGAAACUUGGUCAGCAUCUAUAUCUUGACAAUAUCUUGGCCAAGUUUGUAUAUAGGCCAUGUGUGUCCUUAAACCAGGUCAUCACUUGAAAUCUUAGAAAAUUGUCUCCUCUCUAAAAGCCAAAUUUAUUACUCAGACUUGAUGAAAAAUGGUCAGAAUGUUUAUCUUGACAAUAUCAAGGUCAUGUUUGAAUUUGGGGCAAUUGGGAAGAAAACAUGAGUCACCAAAUCAAGUCUUCAACAAUUGUUGUACCUUGCACUCUAGUAAGCACUCAGGGCCAUUAUUAAGUCCUACCCAAAAGUGAUAUUUAUUGUCAGGCAAAAGGUGUUAUGAUUCUUGCAGACAUUGCAAACUCUGACAGAUCAUUUCCAGGGCAAAUAUCUUUAAGGCAUGUCUUUCUUUUUUGCUCAUACUUUGACCAACGCUUUUUGUUUUGAUCUUUUUAUCUUGUUUUGAUAUCUUUUUUUAAACCCUGAUCUGUUUUACCUGUACACGGACUUAAAUUAAAACGUAUUGAAGUGCGAAUAGAUAUAAACACAAAAUCCCGAUAUUUAUAUGUUGCUUUCUUAUUUAUAGAUCAUAAUGCCCUAACUGUCACCACUAUUUUCUUGCUGAAUAAAGCUUUCCAGUAGGUCCCAAAGAUUGACAUGGUAGAUCAAUAAUAAUUUUAAAAGUUUGUCAAGUUAUACAACUAAAGGAUACUUGUUUGCUAUUGAAGUCAAACUGUCAUACUAAAUGUAUACAUUCAUGGUUUAUCCUACAAAUUAAUUGCGAUUAUCACCCUUCUAUACGGCUUAGGAUAUGAUAUACUUACGUCAUAAGGAAACUUCAACACUGUAAUAAUUCAGUAAAAUCCGGCUCUCUAUUUUCCUGUUUUAAUUAGCUAAUGGAAAUUAGUUCUUAGUUUAUUACUGCACACAAGAUUCUAAAAAAAAAUUACCAUUUACGGAUUUUCCAAAUUACAUUCGGAGAUGUCCUCGGACGUACCGCAUGGUAGAAAGCCUGAUCAUGGCCUUCUUGUAAUUUUAUUGCAUUUCUUUUUUUCUCAUUUAUCAGCUGUCUGUUUCAACUGUUUUCUUACACAUAUGAAGUCUUUCACUUAAUAUAUAGCUUUAUACUUAUUUUAUGUUGUCAUAUUUGUUUCUUUAUAUAUAUUUUAUUAAAAUUGUUAUCAGAUUUUCCUUAUUUUGGUUUGGGAAUUUGAUCAUACCUUUUAUUAUUAUACUACUAUGUUUGUUCUUAUGUCCUUAUUUAGCAUUUGCAUAUAUUUAGUUUGUUAAUUAAAUGAAUAUCAGAUUCUGUCAUUUCAUACAUUGAAAGGGACCUAUUUCCAACAUUUGCAUAAUAAAAUUGAAAAAUACAACAGAAAGCAUUACACACAUUUUAAAACUGUGUUGCCAGUUCAUUAAAGUUAAAUCAUUAACAUCACAAUAUUAAAAUAUGUGAUUAAAUGUAAGGAAAGUGUUCACUUGCCAACCAUUGAAUUGGUCUGUUAAAAAAGUCAUCCUUAUUAUUUUUGUGUUCAGUUUUCCAUGACCACAUUGGAUCACCAGGCGUUAUGUAUGUUCCUUAAGUGUCAUCCCAGAUUAGCCUGUGCAGACAGUGACGACACUUUUUGAAUAUGGAAAUUUCCAUUUAAAGGAAGUCUCUUGUUAACAAAAAUUCUCUUUUGGGGGGAAAGUAAUGUCCAUGAUUAGGCUGUGGACAGACAAAUGCUAAUCUGGGACAACACUUAACACCCAUGUUGUGGAGAGACAAAUGCUAAUCUGGUACAACACUUAACACCCAUGUUGUGGAGAGACAAAUGCUAAUCUGGUACAACACUUAACACCCAUGUUGUGGAGAGACAAAUGCUAAUCUGGUACAACACUUAACACCCAUGUUGUGGAGAGACAAAUGCUAAUCUGGGACAACACUUAACACCCAUGUUGUGGAGAGACAAAUGCUAAUCUGGUACAACACUUAACACCCAUGUUGUGGAGAGACAAAUGCUAAUCUGGUACAACACUUAACACCCAUGUUGUGGAGAGACAAAUGCUAAUCUGGGACAACACUUAACACCCAUGUUGUGGAGAGACAAAUGCUAAUCUGGGACAACACUUAACACCCAUGUUUUAAGCCGGGUUUCCUCGGACAAUGGCUCACAUACUAUUUUUGUUGUUCCCGAACUAUACAACUCAGUUGUACUACUCAAUAAUAAUCUACAAAGUGCAAUAUUAAGAUUUUGCAAGUGUGAUAGGUUCAAAUUCAGUAAAAAAGGAUAAUACUUGUUUACCAUAAAAAUUGUAUUAAGGGAUCAUAGUACAAAGUUCUGUUGUUCUGCAAGUUGUGUAAUUUUCCACCAAUCUUGUUCACAAGUAUAUCAUCUUACAAUAAAUGAUUCAACAAUUAUACAUUAUUUCUCCAUGUUCUGUAUCUAUUAUAAAAAAGAGAUGUCACUUAAAAAAUUAUAUUAAGUUUGGCUUACUUAACUACACCAUGUAUUUAAUAAUCUCACAAACUUACCAAACAACUUUGUAUUUUUCCCUUCAAAGCCAACAGCAUAUCACCUUGGUGCAAAAAGUUACCAUGUGACAUUGGAAUUAAAUGGCACAUGCACCAAUGGUGCUUAUUAUGUGCUUAGAAGACUGAUAUUCUAAUCUGACUUCUAAUGGUUGAUGUGUUGGCAUGUAUUUUGUGUUCUACACAUUAGUUAAAAGUAUAAACUAAUAUAUUGUCUAUAGACGGUGUCUUCAUAGUUCUUUGUAGUACAUGUACAUAUAUUCAGGACUGAACUGAUAUUAAAGGACAGCUUUGAAAAGCAAA
Molecule: messenger RNA, 5976 nt
Organism: Dreissena polymorpha
Lineage: Eukaryota; Metazoa; Mollusca; Bivalvia; Myida; Dreissenidae
Product: protein FAM219A-like
Exons: 5
Coding region: 78-608 (176 amino acids)
Source: RefSeq, a predicted model, not a curated record